AUGGAAAUAUUCGGCAGUCCUCCAACGAAUAUAAACGCACUCUCCCCGUCAUCAGCUGCCCGUGAUCCCCGGGUACAGCUUCCCACAACCACCGACCCUCCGGGUCCGAAUAAUCCUCCCAAACAGCUUGUAUGGCUUAUAUUCGGCGCAACAGGUCAUAUGGGCCGUUCUCUCGUCAAAGCUGCUCUGCUGCAUAACGACCUUGUAGCUGCUGUCGGCCGCACAUUCGAAGACAGCCACGAAUCAAUGCAGAGAAUGCAAACCGAGAAUGAAAGCUGUCUAGGACUAUUAUGUGACGUUCGUGUACGCGAGACAGUCAGUGAAGUCAUUGAUCACGCAAUUGCGCAUUUCAGUCGCAUCGAUAUCAUCGCAAACUGUUCCGGCUACGGCGUCAUUGGCGCCUGCGAGGAUCAGGAUGAUUAUGAUAUUCGCAAUCAAUUCGAGACUAAUUUUAUGGGUACUCUAAAUAUAAUUCAGUUGUCUUUACCGUAUUUUCGGGAUAGAAAGGCCGGAAGAUAUGUCAUUUUCAGCUCUACGUCUGGAGCUCUUGGUGUUCCGGGAUUGGGGCCGUACUGCGCGUCAAAGUACGCUGUUGAGGGAUUGGUUGAGAGUAUGUUGUACGAGAUUGACAGUUUUAAUAUCAAAGUUGCUUUGAUUGAGCCGGGUCAUGUACGGCGUGACGAUGUCAAUACAAAGCUGACUCCGAGGACAUGGGACGAUCCGCCAGCUCAGUUGCCUGCGUACGGGCAUUUCUUCAUCAAACCUACGAGUGAACCAUAUCGAACUCAUUCCUCCCCAGCAGCACAUGCGCGGCGAUUGUUGCUUUGGCUGGGGGAUAAACAGCCUGUUAGUGCUGUGAAAGCGGCAGAACUAGUAUGGCAGUUGGGUCAUUGCUCGUUUCCUCCACUGCGUUUAUUGCUAGGGUCCUAUGCGGUGGAUAGUAUUCGUGAUAGACUGCGAUGCAUUACGGAGGAGAUCGAGGAUUGGAAAUAUUUAAGUUUCCCCCUACCUGGCGAGGCUGUGGGCGGGCCUAACACCGAGCAAAAGAAGUCACCAGCUUACAAGAGUGAUGAGAAUGAAGACGGUCCUGCGACGGCUACAUCCAACUAG
Molecule: messenger RNA, 1110 nt
Organism: Talaromyces stipitatus ATCC 10500
Lineage: Eukaryota; Fungi; Ascomycota; Eurotiomycetes; Eurotiales; Trichocomaceae
Product: short chain dehydrogenase/reductase family protein
Exons: 2
Coding region: 1-1110 (369 amino acids)
Source: RefSeq, a predicted model, not a curated record